AUGGAUGAUGUGCGUGGGUUGUCUGACAAUGAGUGGCUGUCAGAGGAGUUGAUCAGUGAUGUUGAGGACAGUGAGGGUGAGGAGGAUGGUGGGUCCAGUAAGAAGAAGACAACCUUUCCAACUUUUACUAUGCCAAGAAGUAUGGAAGGUUAUAAAUGGGAGGUAGGAACCUUUUUCGCUGAGAAAAAGGAAUUCAUGGAUGGUAUUCGGACUUAUGCACUUAGUAAUGGAAGAAACAUGAAAUUUAUAAAGAAUGACAAGAAAAGGAUUAUUGUGAAGUGCUUGGGUGGAAAAGUAAAAUGUAAUUGGUAUGCCUAUUGUGCUUUUAGGAUUGAUGUUAAUGCAUGGCAACUUAGAAAAGUUGUUGAUAGUCACAGCUGUAGUAGGGAUUUCAAUGUCAAGUUAAUGACUUCUAAGUGGUUGAGUGAAAGGAUGGAGAAAUCUGUGAGAGAGAACCCAACUAUGAAGGUGAUGGAUAUUAGAGAUAAAGUGACUAGGAAAUGGAAUGUAGGGAUAUCAAGGAAUAUGGCUUUUAGGGCAAGAGCCAUGGCAAAAGAUAAAAUUGAAGGAUCAUUCCAUGAACAAUAUAGAAGACUUUAUGAUUAUGGGCAUGAGCUCCUGAAAACAAAUCCAGGAUCAACAAUUCAAAUUAAAGUGGAUAACAUUAAUGGUGAGGUGAUUUUUCAAAGAUUUUAUGCAUGCUUGAAGGCAUGCAAGGAUAGCUUUGUGAGUUGUAGACCUAUUGUUGGCUUGGAUGGUUGUUUUCUGAAAACCAAGUAUGGAGGGGAGUUAUUAACAGCAGUUGGAAGAGAUGGAAACGAGCAAAUGCUGCCCAUAGCAUAUGCUGUGGUUGAGGUUGAAAACAAAGAGAGUUGGACUUGGUUCUUGCAGCUGCUAAUUGACGACCUUGGUGGGAAAGAUGGUCUUUUGGCAUCUUUUCAAGAUCUUUUACCAGGGGUUGAGCAAAUGUUUUGUGUUAGGCAUCUCUAUUCAAAUUUUAGAAAAACAUUUCCAGGAAAAGACCUUAAAUGUCUCAUGUGGAGGGCAGCAGUAGCCACACAUCCACAACAAUGGGAAGCUGAGAUGAGGAAUAUUAAAGCCAUCAAUGAUGAGGCUUUUAAAUACUUGCUUUCAAUUCCACCUAGGUAUUGGUCACGAUCUAGAUUCACCCCUAGAUCACAAUGUGAAACUCUUGUAAACAACAUGUCUGAAGCCUUUAAUAGUGUGCUAGUAGAUAGUAGGUCUAAGCCUAUUAUUAGCAUGUUAGAAGACAUUAGGGUAUACAUUAUGAAGAGAUGGGCUGCCAACAAGACAAAGAUGACACAAUAUCAUGCUUCAAUUUGCCCUAAGGUUUGGAAUAGAUUUCAGAAGGAGUCUUCCUUAGGAAGAUAUUGGUUACCAAGGUGGUCAAGAGAAAAAUUAUUUGAAGUCAUGCAUAUUUCAGAAUUUGGCCACCAAUUCGUUGUCAAUGUGGACACCAUGGACUGCACACGUAGAAAAUGGGCAAUUACUGGCAUUCCUUGUGCGCAUGCCAUAACAUCAAUGAAAUAUAUUGGAUAUUAG
Molecule: messenger RNA, 1563 nt
Organism: Vigna radiata var. radiata (mung bean)
Lineage: Eukaryota; Viridiplantae; Streptophyta; Magnoliopsida; Fabales; Fabaceae
Exons: 5
Coding region: 1-1563 (520 amino acids)
Molecular function (GO): zinc ion binding
Source: RefSeq, a predicted model, not a curated record